Messenger RNA from Cavenderia fasciculata, 1290 nucleotides. RefSeq lists its product as uncharacterized. NCBI's taxonomy places the organism in Eukaryota, Evosea, Eumycetozoa, Acytosteliales, Cavenderiaceae. Gene Ontology annotation, molecular function: protein disulfide isomerase activity; protein-disulfide reductase activity. The coding region runs from base 1 to 1290 and encodes 429 amino acids. Gene Ontology annotation, cellular component: endoplasmic reticulum lumen. Gene Ontology annotation, biological process: response to endoplasmic reticulum stress. The record is from RefSeq and is a predicted model, not a curated record. The transcript has 2 exons.
AUGAUCAUAGGUGUAGUUAGUGGAAAUAAUAGUGAUGCAUCAGGAGGAUUCUAUCAACCGGGCAAAACAAACGUACAAAUGUUGAACAAGGACAACUUUGCCGACAACGUGUUUGGAACGGAGCAUGUAUGGUUGGUUGAGUUUUACGCACCAUGGUGUGGCCAUUGCAAGAGUUUGAAGCCAGAGUAUGAAAAGUUGGCUACUUCACUCAAGGGUAUUGCCAAGAUUGGUGCUGUCAACUGUGAUGUUGAAAAGGAGUUGUGCGGUCACUUUGGUAUCCAAGGGUUCCCAACGAUCAAGUUCUUCCCCUCUGAAUUAGUACCAAACAAAAAGGAGGGUAAAGAUGCCUACCACAAGGUACCAGAAGACUACCAAUACGGCAGAACUGCCAAGGACAUGUCACAAUUCAUCACUGGCAAGAUCCCAUCCUUUGUCAAAAAGGUCGAUGCCGACUCCAAGUCCAUCUCUGCCUUUAUCGCCGCCGACAAGACUGCCAAAGCACUCCUCUUUACCGACAAACCAACUACCUCUAGUCUCUACAAAGCUCUCUCUGUCGAUUUCCACCAUACUCUUCCACUUGGUGAAGUAAAGAAAGCUAAACAAGAUGUUCUUGACAAAUUUAAAAUUAAAUCAUUCCCAACAUUAUUAUUAUUCAAGAGUGAUUCAGAAGAGGAUGUAGUUGUAUACACUGGCAAAUUAAAUCAAGAAGAAAUCUUUAAAUUCCUUUCACCAUUCCAAAAUGAAUCAAAUCAAAAACCAAACAAAUUCCAAAAGAAGGGUGGUAAUGAUAAGAAACAGCAACAACAACAAAAACCAAAGGAACCAGAAGUUCCAGCAUUAGAUCACGCACUUUUAAUUAAUGAUCAAGAGACAUUUGAUUUACAUUGUGCCAAGGGUGGACUAUGUUCACUAUUCUUUUUGGAUCUUGAAAAUGAAGACGAACGUUCAUCAAACGAUCGUUACAUUGACACUAUGAACCAAUUGGCUAAAAAGUUUGUCGGACGUAUCAAGAUAUUCUACGUCGACGGUGCACUUCAAAACAACUUUGUCGAUGAACUCCAUCUCUCUGGUCUCCCCAAUAUGAUCAUUCUCAAUACCUCUCGUAUGAGAUAUGUCAACUAUUUGGGUUCAUUCUCUUUUGAUUCUGCAGAAGAGUUUUACAACGAUGUAUUAGUAGGUAAAAAGGGUACUGCUCCAUUAAAAUCAAUUCCAAAGAUUAUCUCUUCUAAACCAUCUUCAUCAACCAAACAACAACCAACUAAAUCAACCACCGCAAAGGAUGAAUUAUAA